Messenger RNA from Rotaria sordida, 453 nucleotides. The record is from the annotation of a GenBank genome assembly. NCBI's taxonomy places the organism in Eukaryota, Metazoa, Rotifera, Eurotatoria, Philodinida, Philodinidae.
AUGAUGAAUCUUUAUACAUGUGUUGGAAAAAAAGGUAGUGGAGGUUUUGCACUGCCACACCUGAAUACAAUGAUUAUUUCCUACCGAAUUAAAUGUGGUUUAAGAACAAUUAAUAUGGUACCCAAGAUAUUGAAAUUUUAUGCUUAUCAGCACGUUGGUAUCCAAUUACGUACAUUUGCACCAUGGAUUUGGACGAAUUUAGUGCCUCAUUUUAAUCAUGAUGAUAAUUUCUUUGCUGAUGUUGCAUGCCACACUGCGAAAUGGAUUAAUAAAACUGGUGCAUUAACAAUUGAUGAUACUAUACGACAUUUUAAUGCUGAUCAUUUUUAUGAUUUACUUAAUGAUGCUAAUAUCAAUGCAGCAUCAACAAUUCUCUUUUAUCAUCAAACAAAAAUUAUUUAUCUUAUUGAUGGUUUUAAUCGAAAUGUUUUAUUACGGAAAAUUAAAUUAUAG